Messenger RNA from Nerophis lumbriciformis (worm pipefish), 1656 nucleotides. Lineage: Eukaryota; Metazoa; Chordata; Actinopteri; Syngnathiformes; Syngnathidae. The record is from RefSeq and is a predicted model, not a curated record.
AUGUUUGCGGUGUACACAGUGCCCGAGCUAUUGGAAACAAUGAGUGACAAUACUGCAAGUUCUACCACAGCCAAUGACUUAGACCUCAUCUAUCUCAAAGGCAUUAUGGAGAGUCCUUUGGAGCAAGAAGAAGGCCAAAAGGAAUUACAUCUGUCCCCAGUGCGGGAGAACAAUAUGGAGCUAUUGCAGGAAAUUCUCAGAGAUCUCGACCCUUUCACUCAGAACUCCAAUUCAGCUGCCGAGCUCUGUCACUUACUGACACAGCCACAUUUUCAGUCUUUACUAGAGACUCAUGAUUCAGUUGCAGCCCAGGGGAUCGCAAGCACCCCCGGCAGCCCAUGCCAAUUUAUGACAGAUAACCAUGAUCAAGAUAUAGAGAUGAACAACUACCAGCCCCCACCUGAAGCAAUCCGCAUGGUGGGCAUACGCAAAGUAGAAGGAGAACAUCUGGGUGUGACAUUCAAGGUAGAGGGAGGUGAACUGGUGAUAGCACGCAUUCUCCAUGGAGGGAUGAUAGCUCAGCAAGGAUUGCUGCAUAUCGGUGACAUCAUCAAAGAGGUCAAUGGACGAGACGUGGGGCAAGACCCGAGGGUGCUACAGAAGGAGCUGCAGGCAGCCAGUGGAAGUGUGGUUCUUAAGAUACUACCUAGUUACCAUGAAAGUCUAAUUCCAAGACAGAUGUUCUUUAAGUGCCACUAUGACUAUAACCCAGCCAGUGACAAUCUGAUCCCCUGCAAGGAGGCUGGCUUAAGGUUUAAGGCAGGAGACAUCCUUCAGAUCGUGAACCAGGAUGAUGCAAACUGGUGGCAGGCAAGUCACGUGGAGGGUGGAACUGCAGGACUGAUUCCCAGUCAAAUGCUGGAAGAGAAGAGAAAAGCAUUUGUCAAGAGAGACGUGGCGCUGGUUCCACCAGCAGGAAAUUUGUGCACGGGUGUUGGUGUGAAAAGAAAGAAAAAGAUGAUGUAUGUGACGACAAAAAAUGCAGACUUUGAUAGACAUGAGAUACUGCUCUACGAGGAGGUGGCCAAGGUCCCUCCUUUCAAGCGGAAAACUCUGAUUUUGGUUGGUGCCCAAGGUGUCGGAAGACGCAGACUGAAGAACAUGCUUCUACUGAAGGAUCCCCAUCUAUUUGGAACCACUAUUCCUUAUACCUCCAGAAAGCCCAAAAAAGGGGAAUUCGAGAGCCGGAUGUAUGCCUUUACAAGCCGUAGCAAGAUGGAGGCCGACAUAAAAAAUGGAUUUUAUCUCGAAUAUGGAGAAUAUGAUGGCAAUUUGUAUGGAAUCAAGAUUGAAUCCAUACAUGAGGUUGUGGAAGCAGGGCGAAUUUGCAUUCUGGAUGCCCACCCUCAGUCCCUCAAAGUGCUGAGAACAUCAGAGUUUUUGCCGUAUGUGGUGUUCCUUCAAUCGCCAGACUUUGAGGCUCUCAAGGCAAUGAAUAACUCUGCUGUAGAGGCAGGGGUUUCUACAAAGGUACUUUCGGAUGAAGAUUUGCAGAGAACAUGUGAAGAGAGCGAUAAGAUCGAGGCGGCUUACGGUCAUUACUUUGACUUAACCAUCUUAAACAACAACCUGGAGGAGACCUACUGCGAAGUCAAGGCUGCGCUGGAAACAGUGUCUAAAACCCACCAAUGGGUUCCCGUCACCUGGGUUUUCUAG